This is a messenger RNA of Protobothrops mucrosquamatus (brown spotted pit viper), 3486 nucleotides long. It is a transcript of the gene FMNL2, whose product is annotated as formin like 2. The transcript is spliced from 28 exons. Bases 1 to 3456 code for a protein of 1151 amino acids. The record is from RefSeq and is a predicted model, not a curated record. Gene Ontology annotation, molecular function: actin filament binding; small GTPase binding. Lineage: Eukaryota; Metazoa; Chordata; Lepidosauria; Squamata; Viperidae. Gene Ontology annotation, biological process: regulation of cell shape; cell migration; cortical actin cytoskeleton organization. Gene Ontology annotation, cellular component: cytosol.
AUGGGGGGCCUUUGCCCUUGGGAUCCGGGGAAGCCACCUUCCUGGCCUGGCCGGGUGCACCUGAGAGGUUGUAUGGUUCUCAAUUUAUUGGAGAGGCUCAACAAAGGUUUGGCGCCCAAUACUAUCCGCAGACAGGUGGCGGCUCUAUCCACGGUGCUUACAUAUGACAAUUCAGAGCCAUUGGCUCAGCACCCCAUGGUGCGCUCCUUUGUCAAGGGAGCGACUAACACCAAACCGCCUGUGGUUCAUCAAUAUCCCUCUUGGGAAUUGCCGCGGGUCUUACAGGCCCUUACCUCACCGCCAUUUGAACCCAUCAGGACCUGUACACUGCGGUCCUUAACUAUGAAGAAUGCCAUGAACUUGCCUCCUGACAAAGCAAGGCUACUCCGACAAUAUGACAAUGAGAAGAAGUGGGAGCUGAUCUGUGAUCAGGAAAGAUUUCAAGUCAAGAAUCCACCUCAUACAUAUAUACAGAAAUUAAAAGGCUAUCUUGAUCCAGCUGUAACUAGGAAGAAAUUUAGGAGAAGAGUUCAAGAAUCUACACAAGUUUUACGGGAACUAGAAAUUUCUUUAAGGACUAAUCACAUUGGGUGGGUCAGGGAAUUUUUGAAUGAAGACAACAAAGGCCUAGAUGUUUUGGUGGAGUAUUUGUCUUUUGCACAGUAUGCAGUCACAUUUGACUUCGAAAGCUUGGAAAAUAAUAUGGAAAAUUCAGUGGACAAAUCCAAGCCAUGGAGUCGAUCUAUUGAAGAUCUCCACCGAGGAAGUAACUUACCUUCUCCAAUUGGCAAUAGCAUUUCCUGUUCCAGCAGGCAUUCUACUCUAAGGUAUAACACCUUACCCAGCAGAAGAACUCUUAAAAAUUCAAGAUUAGUGAGUAAAAAGGACGAUGUUCAUGUCUGCAUCAUGUGUUUGCGUGCCAUCAUGAAUUAUCAGUAUGGCUUCAAUAUGGUCAUGUCGCACCCUCAUGCCGUUAAUGAAAUUGCACUAAGUCUGAACAACAAGAAUCCCAGAACAAAGGCGUUGGUCUUAGAACUGCUGGCAGCUGUUUGCCUAGUACGAGGAGGGCACGAAAUCAUUUUGUCUGCCUUUGACAAUUUUAAAGAGGUUUGUGGGGAAAAGCAGCGGUUUGAGAAGUUGAUGGAACAUUUUCGAAAUGAAGAUAAUAAUAUAGAUUUCAUGGUGGCGUGCAUGCAGUUCAUCAACAUAGUAGUACACUCAGUAGAAGAUAUGAAUUUCAGAGUUCAUCUCCAGUAUGAAUUUACAAAGCUAGGCCUUGAUGAAUAUCUGGAUAAGCUGAAACACACAGAAAGUGAUAAGCUGCAAGUGCAAAUACAGGCUUACCUGGAUAAUGUCUUUGAUGUGGGAGCUUUGCUUGAAGAUGCUGAGACCAAGAAUGCUGCCUUAGAAAGAGUUGAAGAAUUGGAAGAAAAUAUAUCUCAUUUAUCAGAAAAACUUCAAGACACGGAAAAUGAAGCUAUGGCAAAAAUUGUGGAACUGGAAAAGCAACUUAUGCAGAGAAAUAAAGAACUGGAUGUUGUUCGAGAAAUAUACAAAGACGCAAAUACACAAGUUCACACUCUAAGAAAAAUGGUCAAAGAAAAGGAAGAAGCCAUUCAGCGGCAGUCAACACUGGAGAAGAAGAUUCAUGAACUGGAAAAGCAAGGGUCCAUUAAAAUUCAGAAGAAAGGAGAUGGUGAUAUCAACAUCCUUCCUGUCGGGGUGUCGCCAGCAGGAUCAGAAGGUUCCAUUGGCAUUGGUGGGGGUCCUCCAGCCAAUACGGGGUCUUCCGGGCCACUUCCACCUCUGGCAUUGAUAGCAGCAGAAUCAGAAACGGUGCAAAAUGGUCCCAUGGCAGCACCAAUGCCUCCUCCGCCGCCGCCCCCGCCGCCCCCACCACCUCCUCCUCCUCCCCCACCACCUCCUCUUCCUGGUCCAGCUGCAGAACCAGUCCCAGCUCCUCCUAUCCCACCUCCACCAUUAGCACCCCCACUUCCAGGAAUGGCCUCUCCUACCGUUGUGUUCAACUCAGGAUUAGCAGCUGUGAAAAUCAAGAAGCCAAUUAAGACCAAGUUCCGCAUGCCGGUAUUUAACUGGGUAGCUCUGAAACCCAACCAGAUUAAUGGGACUGUCUUCAAUGAAAUUGACGAUGAAAGGAUCUUGGAGGAUUUAAACGUGGAUGAAUUUGAAGAAAUAUUCAAGACAAAAGCCCAAGGGCCAGCCAUCGACCUUUCUUCAAGCAAGCAAAUAACUCAGAAAGGAUCAAACAAAGUCACGCUUCUGGAGGCAAAUAGAGCUAAAAACCUUGCUAUCACCUUAAGAAAAGCUGGAAAGACUGCCGAUGAAAUAUGUAAAGCUAUUCAAGCAUUUGAUUUGAAGACUCUGCCGGUAGAUUUUGUUGAAUGCCUGAUGAGAUUCCUGCCAACGGAAAAUGAAGUGAAAAUGUUGCGGCUUUAUGAGCGGGAAAGGAAGCCUUUUGAGAAUCUGUCAGAUGAGGAUCGGUUUAUGAUGCAGUUCAGCAAAAUAGAAAGGCUGAUGCAGAAAAUGACCAUCAUGGCAUUCGUUGGCAACUUUACCGAAAGCAUACAGAUGCUCACACCGCAAUUACAUGCAAUCAUUGCAGCCUCUGUCUCCAUAAAGUCGUCUCAGAAACUCAAAAAAAUCUUAGAGAUAAUCUUGGCUCUGGGCAACUAUAUGAACAGCAGUAAACGAGGGGCUGUCUAUGGAUUUAAACUUCAAAGUUUAGAUCUGUUGUUAGAUACAAAAUCAACAGACAGAAAACAAACUCUAUUGCACUAUAUAUCCAAUGUUGUAAGGGACAAAUAUCAGCAGGUUUCCCUUUUUUACAAUGAACUUCACUAUGUAGAGAAAGCGGCUGCAGUAUCCCUUGAAAAUGUCCUACUAGAUGUAAAGGAACUCCAAAGAGGUCUGGACUUAACAAAGCGAGAGUACACUAUGCACGAUCACAAUACCAUGCUGAAGGAAUUCAUCCAGAGCAACGAAGGGAAACUGAAGAAGUUGCAGGAUGAUGCAAAAAUAGCCCAGGAUGCCUUUGAUGAUGCUGUGAAAUAUUUUGGAGAAAAUCCCAAGACAACUCCUCCAUCGGUCUUCUUCCCAGUCUUUGUACGAUUUGUGAAAGCUUACAAGCAGGCAGAAGAGGAGAAUGAACUGAGAAAAAAGCAAGAACAGGCAUUAAUGGAAAAACUGCUGGAGCAGGAAGCAUUGCUGGAACAACAAGACCAAAAGUCUCCAUCUCAUAAAACUAAGCGACAGCAGCAAGAACUAAUUGCAGAGCUAAGACGACGACAAGUCAAGGACAACAGACAUGUUUAUGAAGGAAAAGAUGGCGCUAUUGAAGAUAUCAUCACAGCCUUAAAGAAGAAUAAUAUCACUAAAUUUCCAAAUGUUCACUCGAGGAUCUUAGAAACCAACCUUACCGACGAGCCGAUGCGGUGAGGAGAAGCGUCCGGCGGCGUGUUGACGAUC